Messenger RNA from Dibothriocephalus latus, 435 nucleotides. Lineage: Eukaryota; Metazoa; Platyhelminthes; Cestoda; Diphyllobothriidea; Diphyllobothriidae. The record is from the annotation of a GenBank genome assembly.
AUGCAGAACCUCAACAGCAUCCUCGUAUUUCCGAUGGAGACCUUCUUACAAAGUGACUUGAAAAGCGAUCUCAAAAAACCUUUUGAGAAGGCCCUCAAGGAAUACGAAUACAAAUACGAAAAACUUCGCAAAGAAAAAAUUCAGGCUAUGAAGGAGUCGGGAAUCUACAUGCCGGAUGUUUUUACAGCAGAGAUGGCCGCAGAUCUUGAGAAAGAACGGCGGCGAUUGCAACUAGAAGUUUGUGAGUACCUCAUCAAGGUGAACGAGGUCAAGUCGAAGAAAGGUGCAGACUUCCUACAGCACUUUAUUGAUUUCUACCACGCCCAUCUACAGUACGUUUCAUUUUUUAUAUCGUCUUAUAUCUCGCUAUAUAUGUACACCUGGAUUGCCAUUCCCUUCAUAGAUUUCCCCCAUACACCCAGGGAAGGCUAUUAG